AUGUCGUGGCUGUUCGGCCUGAACCGGGGCUCUCCCCCCGUGGCGGGGGACGGAGGCCCGGGCGGGGCAGGCCUGGCCCUGCCGCCCCCUCCCUCCGCCGGCGGCCCCGCAGCGGGGGACGGAGCCGGGGACCGGCACGCGCCCAAGGACAAAUGGAGCAACUUUGACCCCACUGGGCUGGAGCGGGCGGCCAAGGCGGCCAGGGAGCUGGAGGCCUCCCGCCAUGCAAAAGAUGCUCUUAGUCUUGCUCAGCUGCAGGAACAGACAUUGCAAAUGGAGCAGCAGUCCAAAAUUAAGGAAUAUGAGGCAGCCAUUGAACAGCUGAAGAAUGAACAGAUCCGGGUACAAGCAGAUGAGAGAAGAAAGACACUAAGUGAAGAAACCAGGCAGCAUCAAGCAAGGGCCCAAUAUCAGGACAAGCUGGCAAGGCAGCGCUAUGAAGAGCAGCUGCGGCAGCAGCAACUCCUUAAUGAAGAGAACUUGAGGAAGCAGGAGGAAUCUGUGCAGAAGCAGGAAGCAAUGAGGCGAGCCACUGUGGAGCGGGAGAUGGAGUUGCGACACAAGAAUGAGAUGCUGCGCAUCGAAGCAGAAGUGCGAGCCCGUGCAAAGGCUGAGCGCGAGAACGCAGACCUCAUUCGAGAGCAGAUCCGCCUGAAAGCUGCUGAGCAUCGCCAGACAGUGUUAGAUUCCCUCAAGACAGCGGGUACGUUGUUUGGAGAAGGAUUUCGUGCCUUUGUAACAGAUUGGGAUAAAGUUACAGCCACGGUGGCAGGUCUGACUCUGCUGGCAGUGGGGAUAUACACUGCCAAGAACGCUACUGGGGUUGCAGGGCGGUACAUAGAAGCUCGUCUGGGCAAACCCUCCCUGGUGAGAGAGACCUCGCGCAUUACUGUGCUGGAGGCACUCAAGCAUCCCAUCAAGGUUGGCAAGCGUCUUACCAGCAAGGCUCAAGAUGCUCUUGAAGGAGUUGUUCUCAGCCCCAAGCUGGAGGAGCGUGUGAGAGACAUUGCCAUAGCAACAAGAAAUACAAGAAAGAACAAAAGUUUGUACAGGAAUAUCCUUAUGUAUGGUCCGCCUGGUACUGGGAAGACUCUCUUUGCCAAGAAAUUAGCCAUGCAUUCAGGCAUGGAUUAUGCCAUCAUGACAGGUGGCGAUGUCGCCCCUAUGGGGCGGGAAGGAGUUACUGCCAUGCACAAAGUCUUUGACUGGGCUAACACGAGUAGGAGAGGUCUCCUGCUGUUUGUAGAUGAAGCCGAUGCAUUCUUACGGAAGAGGGCGACAGAGAAAAUCAGUGAAGACCUAAGAGCGACAUUGAAUGCGUUUCUGCACAGGACGGGACAGCACAGCAACAAGUUUAUGCUUGUUUUAGCAAGUAACCAGCCGGAGCAGUUUGACUGGGCCAUCAAUGACCGAAUUGAUGAAAUGGUGAACUUUGACCUACCGCAGCUACAAGAGCGGGAGCGUCUGGUGAGGAUGUAUUUUGAUAAGCACGUCUUGAAGCCUGCCACAGAGGGGAAACAGCGUCUAAAGCUGGCCCAGUUUGACUACGGGGAAAAGUGUUCUGAGAUUGCCAAGCUGACAGAGGGCAUGUCUGGCCGAGAGAUUUCCCAGCUUGCUGUGGCAUGGCAGGCCGCAGCCUAUGCAUCCGAGGACGGCGUCCUGACCGAGGCCAUGAUCGACGCCCGUGUGGCCGACGCGGUGCAGCAGCACAAGCAGAAGAUGGAGUGGCUGAAAGCAGAGGGCACAGAGCCGAGCAGAGAGGCUGGCAAAAGCCAACGGCUGCCUCUCCCCAUAGGGACGGCUGUCUGAGAAACCGCAGACUGGUGUGCGUGGGGAGGGUGGCGGGGAAUGCCACUGGAGAGUCGGUUGGCCGGCCGUGUGGGUGGAAUCAUGUGCUGGAGAUGGGUGCCCAGUGGUGCCAGCCGUGCAGAGAUAGGAGCUGCCCAGGCCUGCCCUCUCAAUUUUAUACUUUUAGGGAACACCAGAAAUAAAUAUCUUUUAAAGCA
Molecule: messenger RNA, 2006 nt
Organism: Gopherus evgoodei (Goodes thornscrub tortoise)
Lineage: Eukaryota; Metazoa; Chordata; Testudines; Testudinidae
Gene: ATAD3A
Product: ATPase family AAA domain containing 3A
Exons: 16
Coding region: 1-1809 (602 amino acids)
Biological process (GO): mitochondrion organization
Cellular component (GO): mitochondrion
Molecular function (GO): zinc ion binding; ATP binding; ATP hydrolysis activity
Source: RefSeq, a predicted model, not a curated record